Molecule: messenger RNA, 1805 nt
Organism: Scophthalmus maximus (turbot)
Lineage: Eukaryota; Metazoa; Chordata; Actinopteri; Pleuronectiformes; Scophthalmidae
Gene: tmem41aa
Product: transmembrane protein 41aa
Exons: 5
Coding region: 90-932 (280 amino acids)
Source: RefSeq, a predicted model, not a curated record
CGCUGCGGUUGUCUCUUUCCGUCGCUCGCGCUGUUGACCCGGAGCCGAGGCUGGCAGCAGUUUGUUUGCCGGAUAACAAAGUGGAUAAAAUGCGCUCCCUCGUCGGACUCAUCGCCGUGGUGGCCGCUGCCAGCGUGUACCUGUACUCCCUGUCCCUGUACCUGCCCGCGGGACCCCGACGACGUCCUCCGCCCCCUGCCCGGAGGGAGCGUGUGGACACAGACGAGUCCCCCGGAAGCAGCGCCGGGGAAGACAGCAGGUUGAAGUUCCCCUCAGACCUGGAGGAGCUGAGGGAACUGGCCGAGCUCCUGCAGUUUUACAAGACGGAGCACACUGGAUAUGUCCUGCUGCUCUUUUGUAGUGCAUAUCUGUACAAGCAGUCUUUUGCCAUUCCUGGAUCCUCGUUCCUGAACAUUCUUGCCGGAGCUAUAUUUGGACCAUAUGAAGGCCUGCUGCUGGCCUGUGUGCUCACCACUGUGGGCUCCACCAUGUGCUACCUCCUGUCACAUGCCUUUGGAAAACGCUACAUUGUGAACUUCUUCCCUGAUAAAGUCUCCGUGCUACAGAGGAAGGUUGAGGACAACAAGGACUGUCUGUUCUUCUUUCUGCUCUUUCUGAGAUUCUUUCCCAUGACACCCAACUGGUUUCUGAACAUGUCUGCUCCGAUUGUAAACAUCCCCAUCACCUUCUUCCUCGGCUCAGUCUUCAUUGGUCUCCUGCCGUACAACUUCAUCUGUGUCCAGACAGGUGCCAUGCUGUCUGAGGUGUCGUCACUGGAUGACUUGUUCUCCUGGGAGCGGUUGCUGCAGUUGCUGGCCAUCGCUGUCGUAGCACUGCUGCCCGGCGCUCUCAUCCGCCGCUACAGUCAGACGCGUCUCAAACUGGACGUCCAGUCACAGAAUGGACUCAUCACAGAUAAAAAGGUCCAGUGAGUUAAGUUCGCUCCUUAGGUGUUUGUGAUGCACUCUGCUCUCAAAGAGUGAAUGUAACUAAAGACGAAACCUGGCACUUUGUGCACACGUGUGUGUGCGUGUGGGCACUACUCUUUCUUCAGAGACACCUGGGCACGGAAAAGGGAUCGCAGCUUUUAAAACGAUGACGAGACUCUCAUAGUAGGAUUUGAAGCAGUGUUACCAAAUGUUGGUGUUUCUGUACCACAACUGCUGGAGACGUAUGAUGAAUAUGAUGUGUAUAUAUAUUUGUAUGAAUGUAUAGUAAUCAUAUGGAGAGAUGGAGGGAUUUCAAGGUCAUUUUUCUCUUAAUACAAUGUGAGUGCGGUUCCAAUGGAAACUGCGAGUGUUCAAAGUGCCUGUUAUGCAUUUAUAGACUCAAACUUCUACCUCCUUCAUGGACAUGUGGAAAACUAUUUGACAAUUUUCAAGGCCAAUCCAUGUUUGUAGUGGUUGGAUGAUUUAGAUGAUUGUUUUUUGGGGUUUGUGUAAAUUAUUUUUAUUUGUAACUGAAACACUGAUUGUAUUGCCGCAGACUUUAGACUAUACAAUUUGAAGUUGCACUUUAUACAUUUUGAGCAACCCAUGGAAUUAAAUUACACUUUUUUGCCACUAAAUGUUCAGUCCUGAUUAAAUGUGUCUUGAUGUUAAUUGGUCAACCUUUAUUCAAAGUGAUUGUGCAGUUAAUUCAUGCAGCGUGAGGCCUCUGUUAAAUCGAGCCUUAAUUUCUGCUGCCUCAUGUGUGCAUGUGUCUUUUGAUCAUAAUCCUUGUCCUGCAGCAUCUGUGCUGCAUAAAGUGUUAUUGCAAAACUCUUUCUUCAUGCGGGUAAAGAAUUAAAAUGUUUGCGCCGGCAA